AGUUUUUUAAUGACAGAUUAAAUCACAGAUCAAAGCGUUGAUCUCAUUCCUCAAUGCAAGGAACUGGAUUUAGGACAGCCUUUUUUUUAUUUUUUAGAAUCACAUCAAUUUUAUAAAUCCAUUUAUCCCUUAUAGGUUUCAUCGAAUCAAGGUUGCUUAUGACAGCCAUCUCUACCUUCCUACUACCAAUUAGCGAUUACACAUAUCUUGGAUUAUAGAGCCAUAACUUUGCAACUGUGCAGCCCUUUUCUUCUAAUUCUUAAAACUAUGGCUUAUUAAGAUUUCAGAUCGUUUGGUGACCAAACUUGUUUAAUAUUCUAUGAUGUUGAGAACCGCAUUCGAGUCUUAACUAGCAGCAGCUCGUCAUAAAGACAACUAUAUAAUAUCUAAAUUGAAGGUUUACUUCACAUUUAACAUACUGCGAAUGCAAAUUAAUUCCCAUUUAUAGGUAGAUAGUUAAAAUAUCAUUUGAAAGGGGAUGGAUACAUUUUAGAAAUAAAGCAACCCUUGUUUCUAAACCUAAAUGAAUAACUGAGCAAUGACUGACUGAAAUGUUAUGAAAUUUUGUAUUGCUAUAGCAACUGUCAUGAGUGAAGUUUUUAAAACAAAAUUAUCGAAAGCACAUUUGUAUUUGAUAAAGUAAAAUAAAAAAUGUCUUUUGCAUUUAAAUCAAACUAUCCUCAAAUUGCAAGAGAAUCAGGAUUCAAACUUCGUCAAUUUAAAGAUGGCCCGAUAGAUUGGCGAUUAGUAGGGUCAAUGGAAGUAGAUCGAAUUCUUCGUGAGCAACAAUUCGAGCAUAUUGAUGCGAUUCUUUUUCAUCUUUCCGAAGCUCCAUUGUCAUCAAUGUUAGAUAGUAAUGUCUUAGAUAGCGGUGUAGCAAAAUAUUUUAUCCUUUCGCAACUGGCUCUACAGUAUUUGAUUUUUUGCCGAAAAUUUCUUGAUGAAUCAGUGAGAACACUUCGUGACAACAAUAUUAAACUAGAAACUCAAAAUCUUCAUUUAAAAACAAUCAACCAAGAGCAAACGAAUGAUAUCGUACAUCUCCAUAAAAAAUUAAGUCAAGUUGAAGCUAUCCAUGAAAUAGUUUUUCCAUGUCACAUUUGUACAAAAAACUUCGUGAGCAACGAUGCACUCAAUGUCCAUUUGAGUAAAAAACAUUUGAAAAGUCCAUCAAUUGUUGAAAUCCAAGGAAAAGACAACGAUCAAACAUUAAUUAAUACCAUCAAAUUAGAACUGGAAAUAAAGCAGCUAAAAGAGCGACUUAACAUUGCUGAAAAAGACAUUCGAGAAGCAAGUGAAAUUAAGAGGGUAUCUCCCAGAGAAAUAAUCAAGAUAAGUUCAAGUACCCAGACUGACAUCCAAACUCGAGAUUUUUCAACUCAAAAAGAAUUGGAUGAAACAAAAAAAAGAAAUUCUGCAAAUACAGAAGAUAUUGGAACUCAAUGCAAUUUAUUUGAAAAGAAAGAAUUCGAUUGUACUGAAAACGAAGAUAUAAGAAAACAAAAUACUUUGAAUGUACAAAAGCAGGUUGAUUCCGUUGUAAAUAAGGAUUUUGAAGUUCUCUUUGAAAUACAGGAAAAAAUAUCAAAGUUAGAAGCAUUUCAAGAAACAUCCAUCAGUUGUAACCAGCAGUCCAUUAAUGAAAUAAAGUUUAAAUUGAGUGAGAUAACUGAAUUUCUUGAAUUGCAAAAAAAGCAAAUUGCAGAAAAUGUGGAAGCAAAAGAUUCUAAUUUACCUUCAACAUCUGUAGAUGAACUACAAAGAAUCUUAUCGAAUAUGUUGUCUGAAGUUUCUCAAAUAAAUUCUGAAAAUAUUAACAAAAUUAUUGCUAGGAUAGAAAAAACGUAUGAAGAAAAAUUAUCUUUACUUAAAAUAGAGCAUGAUAAAAAGAAAACAAUUCAAUCUAACUCCAAAAUUGAUGCGGUUGGAUCUCGUUUGAUUAGUGUGGAUUCUAAAAAACCAAAAGAUGAAUCUGGUGAAGAGAAACUAUCAUCUGUGCACAUAAGUCAAAGAACAUACAGUGUUGAGGGAUCAAGCAAACAUACUUCAAGUGAUUCACAAUCUGAUAGUUAUAGUUCUAUUAAUACUCGCCAAAGUGAAGUUAGACAGUUACCUGUUUUAAAAAAGCAAAAGGUUUUGGAACGUUCGAAAGCCUUAAAAAAGCUUGGAAAUAAAAUGGAAUUUUUUGGUUUGAAUAUAAACUCUAAAAACAUAUCUGCACCCGAGGCAACAAGAAUUUCGUCACAUUUAAUAGAACAACGAAAUACCACCAAGAAGACAUACCCAACGUUUUCCACAACUAGAAAUCGACUGAACAAAUUAGUUGAUCUUCUUGUAUCUGAAAAUUCCUUAUAUUCCGAUAUGGUUGAAAAACAAAAAACCCAAAAAGGAAACGAACACAAGAAACUAGAUGAAACCAAUGCGUACAAAAAGCGCCUAGAAAAGAUUUUAAAGUCACCAAUAAAGAAGCCAACAAGUUACGUUUCACAUCAUACCCAUACGAAAUCUGAAAUCAAACCUGUCCCAAUGCCAAGGAAACAAGUCAUGUUUCAUACUGAAAAUAAAGGAAACCUCUAAAUUUUAAAAAUUAUUAUGAAAAUAUAAAAAUAUUGUAUUUUAAAGAUAAUAAAGAUACAGGACUUAAAUGA
Molecule: messenger RNA, 2648 nt
Organism: Episyrphus balteatus (marmalade hoverfly)
Lineage: Eukaryota; Metazoa; Arthropoda; Insecta; Diptera; Syrphidae
Gene: DZIP1
Product: cilium assembly protein DZIP1L
Exons: 5
Coding region: 652-2577 (641 amino acids)
Biological process (GO): cilium assembly
Cellular component (GO): ciliary basal body; cytoplasm
Source: RefSeq, a predicted model, not a curated record